Molecule: messenger RNA, 1989 nt
Organism: Tilletiopsis washingtonensis
Lineage: Eukaryota; Fungi; Basidiomycota; Exobasidiomycetes; Entylomatales
Product: DEAD-domain-containing protein
Exons: 2
Coding region: 1-1989 (662 amino acids)
Cellular component (GO): nucleus
Molecular function (GO): RNA helicase activity; RNA binding; ATP binding
Source: RefSeq, a predicted model, not a curated record
AUGAACGUCUCGGGCGGCGAGGGUGGCCGCCCCAAGUCGGCCUACGUGCCGCCGCACCUGCGCAACGGCCUCUCGUCGACGGCGCCGGCCUUCACGCCUCGUGCGCCUGCGCCGCACCAGGCUGCUCCGGCCAACGGCGCCAGCAAUGGCUUCCCGGCGCUGGGCGCCUCGCGUGCGCCUGCCGCGCCCGCGGCCUUCCAGAGCAACGGCGGCGGUGCCGCUGCUGCCGCUCCGCCGCCGCGUGCGCCCGGCGGUGGCCUGGCCUCGCGCGCCGGCGCCGGCGGCUGGGACUCUGCGCCUGCGCCUAGCCGCGGCGGUGGCGGCGGCUUCGGCGGCAACUCGUACAGCAGCGGCGGCGGCGGUGGCUCGGGCGUCGGUGCCUGGCGCGAUGGCGUGCACGUCAUUGGUGCGCCCAACGCGCGCCUGCAGAAGGAGCUCUUCGGCGAGGCCGGCGACGGCCAGCACCAGUCGUCGGGCAUCAACUUCGACAAGUACGGCGACAUUCCCGUCGACGUCUCGGGCCGCGAUGCGCCCGAGGCGGUGACGGAGUUCACGUCGCCGCCGAUCGACGCGCACCUGCUCGAGAACAUCCUGCUGGCGCGCUACACGACGCCGACGCCCGUGCAGAAGUACUCGAUCCCCAUCGUCGAGAUGGGCCGUGACCUCAUGGGCUGUGCCCAGACCGGCUCCGGCAAGACGGGCGGCUUCCUCUUCCCGAUCCUCUCUGCUCUCUUCACGCACGGCCCGCCGCCGCCGCCGGCAGAGAUGGCCAACGGCGGCUUCGGCCGGCGCAAGGCCUUCCCCACGACGCUCAUCCUUGCGCCGACGCGCGAGCUCGUCUCGCAGAUCCACGAGGAGGCGCGCAAGUUCACCUACCGCUCCUGGGUCAAGCCCGCCGUCGUGUACGGCGGUGCCGACAUUGGCUCGCAGCUGCGGCAGAUUGAGCGCGGCUGCGACCUGCUCUCGGCCACGCCCGGCCGUCUCGUCGACCUCAUCGAGCGCGGCCGCAUCUCGCUCGCCAACGUGCGCUUCCUCGUGCUCGACGAGGCCGACCGCAUGCUCGACAUGGGUUUCGAGCCGCAGAUCCGCCGCAUCGUCGAGGGCGAGGACAUGCCGGGCGUCAUGGAGCGCCAGACGCUCAUGUUCUCGGCCACGUUCCCGCGCGAGAUCCAGAUCCUCGCCAAGGACUUCCUGAAGGAGUACAUGUUCCUCUCCGUCGGCCGUGUCGGCUCGACGUCGGAGAACAUCACGCAGAAGGUCGAGUACGUCGAGGACGACGACAAGCGCAGCGUGCUGCUCGACGUGCUGGCCUCGAUGCCCACGGGCGGCCUCACGCUCAUCUUCGUCGAGACGAAGCGCAUGGCCGACACGCUCUCCGACUUCCUGCUGCGCUCCAACAUCGGCGCCACGUCGAUCCACGGCGACCGCACGCAGAAGGAGCGCGAGCGCGCCCUCGAGCUCUUCCGCACGGGCCGCACGCCCAUCAUGGUCGCCACGGCCGUCGCCGCGCGUGGUCUCGACAUUCCCAACGUCACCCACGUCGUCAACUACGACCUGCCGUCGGACAUUGACGACUACGUGCACCGCAUCGGCCGCACGGGCCGUGCCGGCAACACCGGCCACGCCACGGCCUUCUUCAACCGCGGCAACCGCAACAUUGUGCGCGACAUGCUCGAGCUGCUCAAGGAGGCCAACCAGGAGGUGCCGACGUGGCUUGAGGCCGUGGCGCGCGAGAGCGCGUUCGGCGGCGGAGGCGGUGGCUUCCGCAGCGGCGGCCGUGGCCGCGGCGGCUCGUCGCGCGCUCCCAUGCGCUCCAGCGGCGGCGGCGGCUUCGCUGGCCGUGACGCCCGUGGCUCGGCUGCUGGCGGCGGUGGCGGCGGCUACGGCGGUGGCUACGGCGGCGCCGGCGGCGCGUUCGGCGGCCCACCGCCGGCCAGCGGUGGCGGCGGCUCGUACGGCGGCGGCAGCGGCGGCCCGUCGUGGUGGUAA